Molecule: messenger RNA, 3249 nt
Organism: Sitophilus oryzae (rice weevil)
Lineage: Eukaryota; Metazoa; Arthropoda; Insecta; Coleoptera; Curculionidae
Gene: rdx
Product: protein roadkill
Exons: 8
Coding region: 141-1415 (424 amino acids)
Biological process (GO): regulation of proteolysis; proteasome-mediated ubiquitin-dependent protein catabolic process
Cellular component (GO): nucleus; cytoplasm
Molecular function (GO): ubiquitin protein ligase binding
Source: RefSeq, a predicted model, not a curated record
UUCAGUCCAUCCGAAACCUUUGUGACAAAAGUUUGGGGAUCGUAACUUGUUUUUUUUUGAACUUGUGUGCUUGGAACUUGAAUGAAAAUAUUUGUUAACUUUUGUGUUCGGGGUAGUUCGGUUUUAAAAAAGUGUGCUAAAUGUGUUUAAAAUCGAACGUAUGGAGUGUUGAUGAAAAUAUGCGUUUAUCUACAAUGUUUGGUGUACCAGUAAGGCUGCCGGGGGUGAGCGAUUGUGCCAGUGCCGGGCAGAACGCCCGGGUAACCUCCAAUCUGCACCCCACCAGCACUAUGGCGGUGAGCCGCGUGCCCAGUCCGCCACCCUUGGAAGUCAACACCCCCGUUGCAGAGAACUGGUGUUACACUCAGGUCAAAGUAGUAAAAUUUAGUUAUAUGUGGACCAUAAACAACUUUAGCUUUUGCCGAGAAGAGAUGGGUGAAGUUUUGAAAUCGUCCACGUUUUCUGCCGGUGCCAACGACAAACUCAAAUGGUGUUUGCGAGUUAACCCCAAAGGUCUAGACGAGGAAAGCAAGGACUAUCUGUCGCUGUAUCUGUUGUUAGUAUCGUGCAAUAAAAGCGAAGUUAGAGCAAAGUUCAAAUUCAGCAUACUGAACGCCAAAAGGGAGGAGACCAAGGCGAUGGAGAGCCAGAGGGCCUACAGAUUUGUCCAAGGGAAAGAUUGGGGCUUCAAAAAGUUCAUCAGGAGGGAUUUUUUAUUGGACGAGGCCAACGGCUUGCUACCUGACGAUAAACUAACGAUAUUUUGUGAGGUUAGUGUGGUAGCAGAUAGUGUAAAUAUUUCCGGUCAGUCCAACACGAUACAGUUCAAAGUGCCAGAGUGUCGGUUGUCUGACGACUUAGGACUAUUAUUCGAAAAUCAAAAAUUUAGUGACGUCACGUUAUCUGUGGCGGGUAGGGAGUUCCAAGCACACAAAGCAAUACUAGCAGCGCGAAGUCCUGUGUUUCAAGCGAUGUUCGAACACGAGAUGGAGGAACGAAAACACAAUAGGGUAGACAUAACGGACGUAGACCACGAAGUGUUACGCGAGAUGUUAAGGUUCAUUUACACGGGGAAGGCCUCGAAUUUAGAAAAAAUGGCCGACGACCUCCUGGCAGCAGCUGACAAGUAUGCACUGGAAAGGCUGAAAGUGAUGUGCGAGGAAGCAUUAUGUACAAAUUUGUCGAUAGACAACGCUGCCGAAAUAUUAAUUUUGGCCGACCUUCACAGCGCCGACCAGCUGAAAGCGCAAGCGAUAGAUUUUAUUAAUACGCACGCCACGGACGUGAUGGACACCCCCGGCUGGAAGUCGAUGAUCCAGACGCACCCCCACCUGAUAGCGGAGGCGUUUAGGGCGCUGGCCACGCAGCAGAUACCGCCCAUCGGACCGCCGCGCAAGCGCGUCAAGCAGAGCUGAAACGGCCUCCCGCCCAGAGAUGGCGGCAGCGCUGCGAGCAACGUCGCCGCGAACUGACUGUCUUAAACAUGUGUUCAAAUAGGGGGGGCGGAGCCGUGUUGCCACGCCCCUUUCUCCGAAUUUAAAAAAAAAAUAACGUAAAAUAGCGCGGAGAGCCGAAUAAGUAUCUCUCAAUUCUACGACCUAAAAUCACAUAACAAAUUCGCGCAGUAUUAAGAUCUAAGCAGUAGGUGUACUUUUGUCGGUUACUUGUUAAUUAUUUUGUUAUUGUUUCUUUUUUUUAAUAUUAAUGUCCGGUUAUGCAAACAUAGCUUAAACUCGAGUUCAAGUGAACUCAUAUACAGGGUGGUCCAAAUUGUUAUUGUCUUAAACGGCUUAGUUUCGGGGAUACAGGGUGUUGAAAUUUCAUUUUUAUUUUGAUUUUUUUCAUAUAAUUUUUGAACCAAUUUCGAUGAAAAUUGGCGUCUGGGUGUUUUUUGAUAUAAGAAAUUUGAUUUUGAUGUCAAUAUGACUCUUAGUUGUAUGGAGCGCCACCUACCUGUAUUUGUACUGUUUAAAGAGUAAUAACUUUUCGUCCGUUCCUGUAUUAAACUACUGAGUGAAAAAAGAUUUCCGCCGUUUUUUUACGUAAAAAGUUCAGGUAAUGGUUCUCGAGAUAUUUACAUAAAGAGAACCAAUUAUCAUCCAAUAUUGACGUUAGUUCAGAAAUUAUUUCGAAAAAAUCGAAAUAAAAAUGAAUUUUCUACACCCUGUAUCUUCGGUCAUAAAUUUCUAGGAACUUUUUACUUGCUUUUAUCUGCAGAAUACGCUGCCAAAGUUAUUCCAAUACAAUUCGGACCAACCUGUAUACAGUGUGGUCCAUUUCUGCGCCUUCAAAUCAAAGCUUCCUCGCUCAUUACUUUUGACUUUUCCAAUGCAUACUUCGUCGAUAGAAUUGCACAACUAAAGUCCCUAGAUAAUAUAGAAUACCCUAAUUCGGUCCAAUACUAUAAUCUGUCCAACGGUAGGAUCCCUGACAGUGACAGUUGUGUCUGUCAUUUUAUUCAACAAGCAAAUUAAAUUUUCUGUCAUUUUUUGGAUGUCUUUUGUCGAAAUCUUCCCCAAGUUAUAUAUGGUUGCUUUUUUUUACUGUCAGUAACGAUAAGUUUGCCUACUGCUUAGAUCUUUUGUAUUGUGAUAAAUCCCAAUAGAAAAGAAUAACGGACUUGUACUAUAUAUUGAUUGCCUAAAAGCCUCCUCAAAUCCCUUCCGUAAAUUAAGUUUGAUAGAAUGUGAUAUACGAUGUUUAUUUGCACGUUCGGAAUAUUUCUGACGCGUAUACAGGGUGUUGGGUUUUAGCCAAAUAACCAUCUCUAAAAAACUUUUAUAAUUUAAAAUGUUUUUUUUUCUUUAAAACCAAUAUUUAAGUUUAGUGUAUUGGCUGAAAUGUACGAACACCCUGUAGCUCAGUUCUCGUAAGUAAACGUCAUCGUUUUGGGUCUGUUUGAUGAAUAAUUGAGACAGUAAUAAAAUAGAGUACAAUUUUAAUCUUAAUAAAAAGUUUUGCAGUCCUGCCUACUGUCACUGAUCAUCAAAUAUUAAAAUUUUAGUUGAUUUUUUUAUUACAAUAGAAUAUUCGUCAACUAUAGUCUGUUCAUUGAAAGAGUAACGAUAGAGAUGGUUCUCUCACUGGGCAGACUGUAUACACCGAAACGAGGCGUUUUAAGUGAGACACCUGGUAUAUUUCCUGUGUUAAUAUUAAUUAUUAAUUGUCGAAAAAUCGAAAUACGUCGCGUCGUUCUAAUUUGACAGUUGUUAAUUUCGUUUUCGUUUUUGCGAUACAAGAAAAAAAAAA